AUGUCCAACAUCAAACCUUACGAUAUCUCAGUCCAACAGACAGCAAUCGAUCGGUUGCAGCAGAAGCUCGCUCUAAUCGAUUUCCCUGACGAGCUCGAUGACGCAGGCUGGGAUUACGGCGCAUCUCUGCCCGAAGUCAAGAGAUUGAUCACUUACUGGCAGAAUGACUACGACUGGCGCAAACAUGAAGCAAAGCUGAACGAACUACCAAACUGCACCACUGGCAUUGAGGUCGUUGGGUUUGGCGAAUUGCAAAUUCAUUUCAUCCAUCAAGAGAGCUCGGUCAAGAACGCCGUGCCUCUACUGUUCUGCCACGGAUGGCCAGGAAACUUCACCGAGGUGAGCAAGGUGUUGCCUUUGCUGGCUGACACCAAGGAUGGCGCACCUGCUUUCAACGUCGUAGCACCUUCGCUUCCAAACUUUGCUUUCUCGCAAGGAGUCAAGAAGCGAGGCUUUGGCAUUGCGCAAUAUGCCGAAGUCUGCCACAAGCUGAUGUUGAAGCUGGGUUACAAGCAGUACGCAACUCAAGGCGGCGACUGGGGCUUCUGGGUCACAAGAACGAUGGGUCAUCUUUACCCAGAAGCAUGCAAAGCUUCCCACGUCAACAUGACCCCACCAGCCAUGGAUACCAACCUCACAGCUGCUCUCAACGACAAGUCCUCGUUUACCAAGCAGGAGCACGAAUCAUUGCAACGUCUAGCCAAGUUCCGCUCAGACGGCGCGGGUUAUAGUACCGAACAAUGCACUCGACCCCAAACCAUCGGUUACGGACUCCAUGACUCUCCAGUCCUUUUACUCUCCUGGAUCUUUGAGAAACUCCACGAUUGGUCCGAUGAUUAUCCCUGGACUGCCGACGAGAUUCUGACUUGGGUGAGUAUGUAUUGGUUCUCUACUGCUGGCCCUGCAGCCAAUGUACGCAUCUAUUACGAGGCGAAGCACAAUGCAUCAGGCGACGAUGAUAUGGAGAUGAUGAAGGUGGCUACUGGUCAUGUACCACAUGUCAAGCUCGGUGUCAUGUACAACUGGAAGGAUAUGGAGACGUCUCCGAAGGCUUGGGUGAGGAAGAUGGGAGACGUGGUCUUCGAGAGCGAUAACGAUAGCGGCGGUCACUUUGCUGCUUGGGAGAAGCCAGAGCACGUGGCUAGAGAUCUCAAGAACAUGUUUGGAAAGGGUGCUGAGGCUGCAGAAGCCUUGAGUGAUGCGAACGGCUAUGAUGAUUGA
Molecule: messenger RNA, 1221 nt
Organism: Aureobasidium namibiae CBS 147.97
Lineage: Eukaryota; Fungi; Ascomycota; Dothideomycetes; Dothideales; Saccotheciaceae
Product: alpha/beta-hydrolase
Exons: 3
Coding region: 1-1221 (406 amino acids)
Biological process (GO): epoxide metabolic process
Molecular function (GO): epoxide hydrolase activity
Source: RefSeq, a predicted model, not a curated record